AUGUUCUCCCUAUCACCCCAAACCCUCGGCAUUGUCGUCGCCGUCUUCAUCCUAGCCACUCUCCUCAUCCGCCGCGCCCUCCUCCCCAAGCCCAUCCCCGGCAUCGUCUACCGCGAAGCCAACGCCAAGAAGAUCCUCGGCAACGCCUGGGAACUCCUGCAAUGGAAGAAAAAACACGGCGAAAUGUUUGGCUAUCUGGCUAAUCUCGCUGUCGAACUCAACGAGCCUGUGUUUCAGAUCUUUGUGCACCCGCUCGGCAAACCAUGGGUUAUCGUGGCUGAUAACCGCGAGGCUUUUGACAUUUUGUCCAGACGGACACCGAAGGAGUUUGAUCGCUCGAGGUUCUUGAGGAGUCUGUUCAUGCCGCUUGUGCCCGAGUUUCACUUCCAUAUGCCGACUGGUGAUCGGUGGAAAGCCCAUCGGAAGCUUGUGGCUGAUACCAUGUCGCCUGCGUUUCUGGGUGGUGUCGCUGGACCGCAGAUGUGGAAGUCUACUAUGAAGCUGAUUGAUCUUUGGAGGGUCAAAGAGCGAUUAGCCAAGGGUCGUCCGUUUUCUGUGUCGACAGAUAUUCGCAAGGCGGCUUUUGAGAUCAUCUGGGCUGCUACCUUUGGCUUUGACUCCGGGUCAACAAAUGCGCAGACUGAACUUCUUGAGACGCUGCCCGAGUUCACCAACUUAGGCGACAUGGAUCAUGAGGUCGAAUUCCCUGUUGCACCGGAUCCUCCCGUUUUCAAAGCCGGUCUCGCUCUCAACGACGCCAUGAACAUUGGUGUUCAAUCGCUUGUACCAGGACUACAUUUGUGGUUGGCUUACAACCUAAUGCCAUCUCUACGUGCGGCCCGAAACCUCAAAGAAGCUGUCAUCCAAGACGAGAUCAAGAAGGCGAUCAAUAAAUUCUCUAAUCAGACUGAUCUCAAUUGGGAGGACCAGGGUAAUCUUAAGCGACACAUGAAGAGCGCCGUCGAUAUUGUCAUCGCACGAGAAAUUGACAGCGCACGAAAAGAAGGCCGCACACCCGAGUUGAUGAGUCGCACCGUCCAAGAUGAGCUUUUCAGUUUCAUGCUUGCUGGAAACGAGAUCUUCACUCUGACUGCCUGGACCCUCAAGUUUCUCACUACGCAUCAGAAUGUUCAAAAGAAGGUCCGCGAUGAACUCAGGGAAGAGUGCAGCGCUGCUGUUGAGAGAGGCGACGCACCCACUGUUUCAGAGAUCAUGUCCGCGAGACUUCCGUACUUCGAGGCUAUGAUUGAAGAGUCUACGCGAUGUGGUUCAGUCACCCAGACUAACAUCCGCACAACAAUGCAAGAGGUUAAUAUUCUGGGUCACAUGGUUCCCAAGCAUACAGAGAUUCUGAUGCUGAACAAUGGCCCUGGAAGUUUCAUGCCUCCGCUGUCCGUUGACGAAGAGAAGAGAUCGGAGAGCUCGAAGGGCACCGCUGGUAAGAUCGGACAAUGGAACGUCAAGGGUAUGAGAGACUUUGAUCCAGAGCGAUGGCUCGUCAAAGAUGAAGAGGGACGAUUGACGUUUAAUCCCAACGCUGGACCACGACAUUCAUUCGGUGCUGGUCCCAGGGCAUGUUUCGGUCGUAAGUGGGCUGCGCUGGAGGUCAAGAUCAUGAUGGCGCUUAUUGUUUGGCACUUCAAUCUGGAGCCGACGCCUAAGCCGCUGUCGAGCUUCAAGCCUUUCCCUGGUGUUGCGCAUCGGCCGGAGAUGAUAUACUUGCGUUUAUCGAAUGUUUAG
Fusarium proliferatum ET1 is the source of this 1740-nucleotide messenger RNA. RefSeq lists its product as uncharacterized. The record is from RefSeq and is a predicted model, not a curated record. The transcript has 2 exons. Lineage: Eukaryota; Fungi; Ascomycota; Sordariomycetes; Hypocreales; Nectriaceae. Gene Ontology annotation, molecular function: oxidoreductase activity, acting on paired donors, with incorporation or reduction of molecular oxygen; heme binding; monooxygenase activity. Bases 1 to 1740 code for a protein of 579 amino acids.